GUCUGAGGCGCUGGGUGCUGCUUCGGCAGUCGCCUAGCGUUUUCGCGCUCCACCCUUUCCUCCUCCUCUUUCUCCUCCUCCUCCUCCGAUCUCCAGUCAGGCGGAUCUGCUCUGCUCUGGGGUAGAAAACGGACCAAACUUACUACUUUGUCUAGAGUUACAUGGUGAUCCUGCGGCUUCAUGGCUGACAACAGAUCUUUUCAACCAAAAUGUCAUUCUAAAAUGGCAGAAAUCUUUAUGGAAUGUGAAGAAGAUGUAGAACCAUGGCGGGAGAAAGAAGGAACUGAGGAUGAAGAUGAUGAUGAACUGAUAUUUGUUGGAGAAAUAUCAAGUUCAAAACCUACCAUUUCCAAUAUUUUGAACAGAAGUAACUCCAGCUCAUCUUCAAAGGGAAUAAAGAAUGAGUCGCUCACUCCAGGUAUUCCUGAAGUAUUUAGGACUGGAAGUCAACACUACAAAGACUCCUCUUCAAGCCCAUUGUCUGCUACUCCUAAAUUGUUUGCUGACUCGAAAUCUUCAUCUAGCUGUAUUUCUCAGAUGUCUAAAUCAGACAUUUUUAAGAAUUCAUCACCAAUUCAAUCAGAUAAUUCUUCAGACUUAAUGUUUGACUUGACCCAGGACUCAAUACCAACAUCCCAAGAUAUACCAGCAAUUUUUAAAAAAGGUAUGGGUUACACUCCAUUUGGAUCAAAAUGUUCUUCUACUGAAGUACACAGUGUUAAUUCAAAAGAGCCAAAGACCAGUGAAGAUAUAUCUGAAAUAAAUCCACCUGAUUCACAGUCUGUAUCUUCAACCUCAAACUCUUUUUCAUUGACAUCUUACCAGAUCAUGGUAUCAAAAGGUACAAAUACCUCAUCACCCAUGUGUACACCUGAAGAACCUCUUCUAAGAGCUUGUCCAAAAUGCAAUGUUCAGUUCAACCUUUUGGAUCCUUUGAAAUGCCACAUGAAGGAUUGUUGUCCAGACAUGAUAAAUAACUUCUUAGGAAAUAUUAAAGAAGAAUUUUCAAGUGUUGAAAACAAAAGUGAGACGAAUUCAGAGAAAGGAAAAUUGAUCAUGUUAGUUAGUGACUUUUAUUAUGGAAAACAUGAAGGAGCUGCUGAGGAAGAACAGAAGACUUACACAACUUUUAAAUGCUUCAGUUGCUUGAAAGUUCUUAAAAAUAAUAUUAGGUUUAUGAACCAUCUGAAACACCAUAUGGAACUUGAGAAACAGAACAGUGAGAUCUGGGAAAACCACACCACCUGCCAGCACUGCUACCGACUAUUUCCUACACCUUUCCAUUUGCAGUGCCACAUUGAGAGUACACACACACCCCAUGAGUUUUCUACUAUUUGCAAAAUCUGUGAAUUAUCAUUUGAUACAGAGCGUAUUCUCUUACAACAUAUGAAGGACACUCAUAAACCCGGUGAAAUGCCAUAUAUUUGCCAGGUUUGCCAGUUUAGAGCCUCAACAUUUUCUGAUGUAGAAGCUCAUUUUAGAGCAUCCCACGAAAACACUAAGAACUUGCUAUGUCCAUUUUGCCUCAAAGUUAGUAAAAUGGCAACCCCCUACAUGAAUCAUUACAUGAAGCAUCAGAAAAAAGGAAUUCAUCGUUGUACAAAAUGCAGACUACAAUUUUUGACCUGCAAAGAGAAAAUGGAUCAUAAGACACAACAUCGUACAUUUAUAAAGCCUAAGGAACUAGAAGGAUUGCCUCCAGGAACAAAAGUUACUAUUCGAGCUUCACUUGGACCUCUCCAAUCAAAAUUAUCAAGUACAUCUUCUAGUGGUUCUUCAAGCACAUCUUCUCUUCAGGUCUCACCUCUAGCUGCUAAAAGUCUUAUAAAUGCAAGUAAAUCUAAGAUAAGUAGGUCUCAUGCAGCUGCAUCCACUUCAAAUAAGUCUAGUACAAGUAAAGCAAGUACUUGUAAAUAUAAAGCAAAGUCCUCUUCCAAGCAAAAGAGACACCGCAACAGAAAAAAUACAAUCAGCAUAGCUUUGAAGAACUUAAGGUGUCAGUGGGGAAUUCACAAGUGCAUUGAGUGUCAGUCUAAAAUAAAAGAUUUUGCAAGCCACUUUUCUAUACAUAUCCACUGUGAUUUUUGCAAAUACAGCACUAACUGUAACAAAGCCUUUAUAAAUCAUAUGAUGAGCUUUCAUAGCAACCAUCCAAGUAAACGGUUUCAUAUUUUUAAGAAGCAUUCAGGAAUUCUCAGGGGCAUUACUCUCGUGUGCCUUAAAUGUGAUUUCCUAACUGAUUCUUCGGGCUUAGAUAGUAUGGCUAAGCACUUAAGUCAACGUAAAAAUCAUACAUGCCAAGUUAUAAUAGAGGAUGUUUCUGCAAGUACCUCAACUUCUGAACCCACUUCUACAUGCUUGUUGAAAUAGAUUCCUGCUCUGUGGAGCUCGUGCAACCUGGUGCAAGACAAGUCGGAAUUUCCUAAGUUCAAAGUUCUAAAGUGUUUUCUUAUACAAAGGCAGUUUCCUAAAUUCAGAGUUCUGAAGUGUUUUCUCACACGAAGGCGAUUAAACAGCCAAGUUCAUGACACUAGCUCUAAUCAUCAGAUCUUCUCACCUUUCAGAUGGUACUAGAUUCUUCCACCUUAUCUUUGUGUCAGGUUAACAUAUCUUAACGUGGUUUUUUAAUCCUUUUUUCCUCCAGCCGGCUCUCCAAAAAUAACUUUUGUUGCUAUGGUCUUUUCUUGUUUUGCUUAAAAUAAUUUGUAUUCUUAUCUGCUAUACUUGCCUUCACAAUAUUACAUUCUAAACAAUAUGGCUGUUCAUCUUUUCUGUCUGUUUUGUCUGCUUUCUUAAUUUCUUAUAAAGCUUACAUUUUUAGGUCGAUAGCUGUUUUUCUUGCAUUUUUUGUCUGUCAUUGUUCUGUUUUUUUGUGUGUGUGUGUUUUUCAGGUGCAUGUUGAUAGCUGUUUUUCUCGCAUUUUUUGGCUGUCUGUCAUUGUUCUGUUUUUCGUGUUUUUCAGAUGCAGAAGCAACACAAAUUUCAAAAAAUGUCCAGGAUAUUCCUGGCAAGUGUCCCCCUUCAGUGGACACAACUGAUGCCUAUUCUCUCUUUUCAAGGAAUGUGAUUUAUAUGACUGUCAGAUCUCCUCUAGUUUGUGGCCUUAAGAAAUCAGAUCUUGGGGAGAGUCUUUUCCUAUCUGACGGGCCUCCCAUAAGGCUGAUGUUUAUUUGGCUAGAGAUGACCUCAAGGCCCACCAAAUUGAGCACAACUUCCCUCUGGGGGCUUUGGCUUUCCAUCUUGAGCUUAUAGAUCAAUUCUAACCAAGAAAAGCCCAUCAGAUCAAUAAUUCAACAUCCAAAUUGAAGUUUAAUCAGUUUAAAUCUGGAUGCUGCCCUUUAAUAUUCUUUAGCAUGCAUUCAGUCCGAGGAAUAUAAAAAUUCUGGUUAUGUAGGGAACCAAGGUUAUUUUUAUGUUCUUGGAAAAGCAAAAUUUCUAAAAUUACAGUUCCAAAGUUAAAGUUAUAUUGUUAUGUAAAAAUUUAUCCAGUAUUACUUUUAGGAAUUUUCAACAAUAUUGAUAUUCAGAUUUUUAAUUUUUAAAUUUUUUUUUUUUUCGUAGAGACAGACUUUCACUUUAUCGCCCACAGUAGAGUGCCGUGGCAUCACACAGGUCACAGCAACCUCCGACUCCUGGUCUUAGGCAAUUCCCUUGCCUUAGCCUCUCGAGUAGCUGGGACUACAGGCGCCUGCCACAACGCCCAGCUAUUUUGUUGUUGUUGUUGUUGUUGUUGUUGUUGUUGUUGUUGUUGCAGUUUGGCCGGGGCCGGGUUUGAACCCGCCACCCUUGGUAUAUGGGGCCAGCACCCUGCCCACUGAGCCACAGGCGCUGCCCAGAUUUUUAAUUUUAUUUUUAUAGCUCAGUUUUUCUUUUGUUUUUCACCAAAUAUAUUGAUGUCAGUUUCAUUAUGUCUACCUUGGUGCUCUUCUCUAUAGCAUUUGUUUUGUGUUUGUUUGGUUUUGUGUGUGUGUUUAGGAGCUCCAAGGAAUUUCUUAGAAUUCUCUAUAUAUUUCAUGUAACUACCUAUUGCUGGCUUCUUAACUUGAUACUUGUUCAGACCAUUAGAUAUUACAUGUGGUGUCUAUUGCUGGCCUAUCAUUAACAUUAUCUUAGGGAUUAUAAGUUCAAAGACAUAAAGUUGGCAAAAACUAUUAUUAUAGACCUUAAAUUUUAAAGUUACAUUUCUGUACAUCUAAAACAUAACAUCUUCUUAGCCAUUAAUGUAAUUCCUUUGGAUAAAGAUAAUAUAUUCAAGAAAAUAUUGGGACCAAAAAUGCACUUGUUUCUUGCCCAUACAUGCAGAUGUAUAUUUUUUUUAAUUUGGUGUUUGUUUAUUUUGGUUACAUGGAAUAUAGAUUUACUGAACAGUUUUGAUGUUAUUACUUAUUUUUUUAAUAAAAUUUGUAUUGUUAAAGUGCCUUCAGAAUUAUUUUCUAAUAAUUUCAUAUAAAAGCU
Molecule: messenger RNA, 4455 nt
Organism: Nycticebus coucang (slow loris)
Lineage: Eukaryota; Metazoa; Chordata; Mammalia; Primates; Lorisidae
Gene: ZNF280C
Product: zinc finger protein 280C
Exons: 20
Coding region: 181-2370 (729 amino acids)
Biological process (GO): regulation of DNA-templated transcription
Molecular function (GO): RNA polymerase II cis-regulatory region sequence-specific DNA binding; DNA-binding transcription factor activity, RNA polymerase II-specific
Source: RefSeq, a predicted model, not a curated record